UUUAGGUUUCUAUGUUUCUAUAUAAACCAGUAAGGUGACCAGACGAUCAGUGUACAAGAAUAGAAGACACUUUAAAAUACAAAGUGAAGAUGCUGCUGGAUAAGCUUUGGGACGACGGCGUUGGAGGCCCUCACCCUGAACGUGGCCUUGGCAAGCUCAGGAAGAUCACCACUCAACCCUUGAACAUCAAAGAUGGUGAAGGAGAGUCAAGCAGGUACCAGAGAUCUCUCUCAAUGCCCGCAAGUCCAGCGACACCGACAACUCCAGUGACGCCAACGACACCGGUAUCGGCGCGUAAGGACAACGUGUGGAGGAGCGUCUUCCACCCGGGUAGCAACCUUGCCACUAGAGGCAUCGGGGCUGAGGUGUUCGACAAGCCCGUCCAUCCCAACUCCCCCUCUGUUUAUGACUGCAACCAAACAAAGGCCAGAAGGAGGGAGGAAAACGUGGCAGUCUGCCUGAUGAGCGCGUUGAAAUAGAUCUUUUGAGCUCUACAGUGGCGAGACAAGGAGCAAGAACCACCAUCACUAAGAUGAAGUGAUGAUGAUGAUGGGUUACCAACUGAUGUAAAUAUGGUCGUUUUGUUUUGAGUGUUGGAGUCGUUUCAAUGGUAUUGUGUAACGUGUCCUAUGUAGACUGAGUAAAACUUUAGUGAGUGUUGCUACGCUACGAUGUGGAGUAUGGGGACAUGUGUGAUAUUGUUAUUAAAAUAAAAGGGUGAAUUUUGUUUUAACUUUAAUUAAUCAAUCAAUCAAUCAACCUAAUUCUA
Pistacia vera is the source of this 769-nucleotide messenger RNA. RefSeq names its product auxin-repressed 12.5 kDa protein-like. The transcript has 4 exons. The record is from RefSeq and is a predicted model, not a curated record. The coding region runs from base 90 to 479 and encodes 129 amino acids. NCBI's taxonomy places the organism in Eukaryota, Viridiplantae, Streptophyta, Magnoliopsida, Sapindales, Anacardiaceae.